GUCAUGUGCUCGAGGGUCGAGUGUCAGGGCGUACGUACCUAGGCUUAGCCGCUAGCUGAGGCUAGAACUUUGAAGAGCUCAGAGUCAGAGGGAAAGCGCAUGGAGAAUGCAGGCCCCAGGGCUGAUUGCAGGAAUGCAGCCCUGACUCUGAGGAGGCCAAGGAGGAUACCUUAGCCUAAGCGACGCGCAUUGUGAUGCAGUUCUGAGCCAGCAACGCCUUGGGCUUGUAAGUAAAGCUUCCCGGAGAGCCUACUGGCAGGCUGCAUGAUGCAUCCAGCUAAGUGCAUUUGAGAAGAUGGAGGGUGCGAGGGCGGCCAGUGGCACCCAAGCGGAAGCGGACGGCCGCCGCAUUUCAGAGAGCGACUACUUUGCUGAGAAGCCUGGGGCAGCUUUCGGAGAAGAGAACGAGCUGCACACUGUGACAGAUCUCCAUUCACGGGGAGCGACAGCGUUCGGGAGACAGGUCACAAGCACGAACGACGUUCGCACCGCGAUCAAGCAGGAGCUUGAGCAGAACAGCAGCGGGGCGAGCCCCAGGACUGCAAAGAAGUUUGCGUUUGCAUAUUUGCUCUGCCUGCUUGUAAUCAUUCUGCUCAGCCUGGCGUGCCAAUUGGUGGUCGCGAGUUACAUCGGCCGCUCCGAGAAGGACUCGUAUAUUGUGAACAUCUCGGGGAAGCAGCGGUACCGAUCGCAGAAGAUCACCAAGGCCUCAGUUGUGAUUCUGCUCAAUCGGAGGGAUGGGGAGAACGCCAACAACUACACCUUGGCUUUGAGUGCCGAUCUAGCGGACUUAACCGCAGCUUACCAUGGGUUGCUGAACGGCAGCAAACCCCUGGACCUGCCAGGAUCUGGCGAUGGAGCAGUCCGCAGUUUGUAUCAGCAGAUUGAUCCGUACUUCCAGGCUAUCUCCAGCAACGCUCAGGCUAUCCUGGCGCUGCCUCUAAUAGCAUCCCCCACUGACACUGCGCCGGGGUCACUUACGGCCAGUGUAAACGGCAUCUUAGCUGCAGAAUCGCAGUUCCUUCUGCUUCAGGAUGAGAUCACAUCCAGGUUUACCAAGAUAUCAAGAGAUCACCUGCAGUUUCUGUUGAUCCUCACCUGGGUGCUCCACUCAUCCGUCAUAUUGACGCUGAUCCUUGAGGGGGCCCUGGUUUUCUAUCCACUCAUCAGACGAACUCAAAUCCUGAUCAAUGAGAGGUUCAACUUCCUGCGGGCGAACUAUGUGAGUGAGGCCCAGGGUCGGAGUAUGGCGUCGUUUACGAUUGGUUACGUCACUAACCAGAUCCGGAAACCCCUGGACGGGAUCAUUCACUAUCUCGACAAGGCCCUGGCACAAGUCCCUCCCUCCAAGGCUGACAAAGCUGCAAACGGAGGCCCUGUCAAAGACAUUGUGGCGCAGCAACGAGGCUUGGAAACGGUGGGGAGCGGGGACAUUGGGGAGCACCUCAAGGGGUGCCGGCAGAACUGCGAGCUGCUGCAGACGAUCGUCGAGGACGUGUCCGACAUCCGAUUGCUGGAGAACGGGCGCAUGAACCUGGCGCUCGAGCGGACCAACGUGGCCGAGCGGGUGGCCAACGUGCUGGGGACGCUCGCACCGCAACUAGACGCGCGGAAGGUCACCGUGCGGCAGGAGGUCGACCCGGCGCUGAAGACGCUUUUGUUUCUGACAGACGGACACCGGAUCGAGCAGAUCCUCCUCAAUCUAGUUGCCAAGGCCAUCCACCUGGCCCGCGGCGGCACGGUUAUCGUCCGCGCCUGCACGCUUCCCAACGGGCUGCGCUUCGAAGUUGAGGACAACGGGAGCGACAUGCUGGAGGGGACACGUCAUCGCAUGUUCGAGAUGUUUGACGCCGAGUCGCGCCACCUGGCAGCGGGCAACGAGCUCGGGCUGUACAUCUCCAAGCUUCUCGUCGAGUUGAUGGGGGGCACGAUUGGCCUGAGCAGCACCCCCCAAGAAGGCAACGUGCUGUGGUUCGAGCUGCCGCUACAGCCGCUUGAUGCGAAUGAGGCGAUAAAUUACCCGCUGCUGGAGGAGAAUAGCAUCAUGCGGAGCUCCCGGCUAUCGUCUGGCAGCCGCAGCAAGAGCGGCAGCCGGAAUCGGGUACACAUUGAUAUCGCCACUCUAGUUAGGGAGGUGGACGGGUCCAUGCGUUGGGAAGGGUACAGUCCGAGGCAAGCGGCCUCUGAUAGAAAGGGAGAAGACAUUUUGUAGUUAUCGAGACUGGGAAGCAUUGAACGUUGUUAAGCGUGUCUAUAUGGUGGCUAAGGUGUAAGGUGCCCGGUGCAUGCUCUCAAGUCCCGGAGAUGAUUGUAUAUCGAAGGGGGCUGCAUCAGAGCAUCAGAUUGGAUAAGCCUACCUGGAUCAUGCAGUAAUGUAUUGGUAAAUCUAGGGGUAUUGAGUAGGUAAUCGUGUUGAAAGCUGGAAGGCCCCAAGGUUGGAGAAGCCCAAGACUGGGCUCCCAAGUUCCACACUAACCUGGAACCUUAGCAUGUACAGUGGGUCAGAGUCGUUCGGUGAGUCAGUGAUGUUCGGCGGCUGCCGCCUAAUAGCUUAUAGGCAACUAAACAAUCAGAUGCAACGGACAUUGUGGCAACUCUGUUGACACCCUUUCGGACUAACAUGCUGAUUGUGUCGAAAAGAGGGUAGGAGGACACAAGACCUUUGGUAUAUGGAAGUUGAUGUAGUCACGAACGUUGUCAGGAGACGCUCUCUCAGUUCAACCAACCAAACCACCAACAAAUUCUGGCCAUGGCCCAGGCAGUGAAGUGCCAAUGCAAGAGUCCCACUGGCCGCCGCAGGCCACAAGCCUGCAAGUUCAAACGUCCCUUGUACUAGGCAGUCUCCUGCGAACCUGCCUGGCAC
Klebsormidium nitens is the source of this 2863-nucleotide messenger RNA. NCBI's taxonomy places the organism in Eukaryota, Viridiplantae, Streptophyta, Klebsormidiophyceae, Klebsormidiales, Klebsormidiaceae. The record is from the annotation of a GenBank genome assembly.